GUUAUGCGACUGAAAUCAUGCAUGUUUAUGUGAAAACUUAAACCCCCAUCGAUGAAUGCUUCUAUGUGCGGAUUAUUUUGGUAUUAAGAUGUGUCUUGAUCAUGAUCAACAUGUUUUUGAUUGUAUAACUGACAUAAAUCGUCUGAUUUUUCAUAUAGAAGCAAUAAGAUUGUGCUUUCCUUCUUUCCCUUAUCACGUAUAUGAAUGGUUUAUCGUGGGAUUUUCGUCGUAUUUUUUUUGGUUGUCGAUCCGUGCAGAGUGCAGAAUGUGCAUCUUUCUUGUUGUUUUGGUUGUUGAUGAUGUUCUUAUGGUCAUGUUUUGCUUCAAUGUUUUGUGGUUUCAUGAAGAAACGUUUUUUUACCCUUUGUAUGAUACAGGUUUACACUGUUAGCAAAAUUAUUUUGAGUUUUGGAAACAAUAUGUCCAUCAAUUAAUUGAUCAGUUAACUGUGCUCCAAUUACAGAGAUAUCUUUUCUUUCAGUCAAACUUCCAGAACAUUUUUUUAACAAGCUCAUUUCUGUCGACCUUUUUCAAGUUGGGGGGUCUUCUCGGAAACAACCUCUCUACUCCUCGGGGUAGAGAACCUCCUUCAUAGAUGGCUAACCCUACAAAUAAUAGUGAACCCCCUAAUGCGGAUGAACAGAUGAAUAACAAGCGCAGGAGGAAGAAAUCCAUAGUGUGGGAACACUUCACAAUAGAGACAGUUGAUUCCGGAUGCACCAGAGCCCGUUGUAUGCAAUGCAAGAAAUCAUUUGCAUAUAUUUCAGGCUCAAAGCUAGCUGGCACCAGUCACCUCAAGCGACAUAUUGCAUUGGGAAUCUGCCCUGUAAGCCGCAUCAAUCAGAAAAAUGGUGAAGUUUUGGCAUUGACCCCUCAUUCCAGCGUUAAUGGCACACAAGAUGUUAAUGAUCUUCCAAGAAAGCGUCUGAAAAGUACUUCUGGAUCAAACCACACGUCCUUUUUUCAAGAUCGUUGCAGAUAUGAUAUUGCGAAGAUGAUUAUUAUGCAUGAAUAUCCACUUGACAUGGUGGAAUGUCCUGCCUUUCUGAAUUCUGUAAGGGCUCUUCAGCCUCAAUUCCCUGUUGUGGCUCUUGAUGCCAUCGAAAGGGAUUGUGUGGGAUUAUACCAGAGGGAAAGGCAAACUCUUCUGGAUCUUAUUGGCAGUGUCCCUGGACGUGUUAACCUUUCUCUGGAUAUGUGGUCUACAUAUCAAAGUGUAGGGUAUGCAUUCAUAACAGGACAGUUCAUUGAUGACGAUUGGAAAUUGCAUCGGAGGAUCCUUGCUGUUGUGUUGUUACCGUUUCCAGAUUCAGAAUCUGCUUUCAACCAUGCUAUUCUUUCUUGCAUUUCCGAUUGGAAUUUGGAGAACAAGCUAUUUGCAGUAACUCUUGAUGAAUCUUUUGCAAACAAAGCGGUAAGGAGAAAUUUGAGACAUCUACUCUCUGUCAAAAACCCACUUAUUCUUAAUGGCAAACUCUUGAUUGGGAGUUGCUAUGCUCGUGUUUUGGGCCACCUUGUGCAAGAUGCUUUAGGGUCGUUGAGGGAAACUGUUAAGAAAGUUCGUGAUAGUGUAAAGUAUGUGGUAACAGUGGAUGCUUGUCAAGAGAGAUUUAACGAUCUUAAACUACAGCUUCAGGUACCAAGUGCAAAAAGUCUCGUUCUUGACGAUCAAACACAAUGGAACACCACUUAUCAUAUGCUCAUUGCUGCAUGUGAGUUAAAGGAGGUUUUUUCUUGCUUGGAUACGUUUGAUUCAAAUUACAGAAUAACCCUAACAAUGGAUGAAUGGAAACAAUUGGAUGUUCUCUGUACGUUCUUGAAACUUUUGCUUGACGCUGCCAAUCUCUUGACGGGCCCGACAUACCCAACGGCGAAUGCAUUUUUCCAUGAAGCAUGGAAGAUACAGCUCGAGCUUAAACAUGCAGCAGUGAGCGAUGAUGCAUUCAUUAGAAAUUUGACUAGACCAAUGCACGAAAGGUUCAACAGAUACUGGAAAGACUGCUCUCUUGUUUUUUCCAUUGCUGUUGUUAUGGAUCCACGAUUUAAGAUGAAGCUUGUGGAAUUCAGUUUUUCAAGAAUCUAUGGUGAGGAUGCCGACCACUGGGUUAAGGUCGUGAGUGAUGGCGUUCAUGAUCUCUUUCUUGAUUAUGUCGUACAAAUGCUUCCUCCACCAACCUUUGUUGUUAAUGGAGACGGAGGUUUCUUGAAAACAGACAUGCCCGAGGAAGAAACCAUUCUUCAUUGCGAGAUUCUAGACACAGAGGUUCCCGAAAAUGAAAUAUUUCUUUCUACAAGCGACGAGCUUUCAGAUUUUGAUGUUUAUAUCUCUGGCAUGACGAGCCACCAGAAUAUGAAACCAGAACUCGAUCAAUACUUGGAAGAAUCCGUGUUACCUAGGAUGCAAGAAUUUGAUGUUCUGGGUUGGUGGAAACUAAACAGAAAAAAGUACCCGAUUCUAUCAAAAAUGGCAUCUGAUAUCUUGUGCAUACCCGUGUCAACAGUUUCUCAAGAUUCUGUAUUCGAUAUCACAUGUAAGAAGAUGGACAGAUAUCGAUGCUCAUUAAGACCAUCGACAGUUGAGGCACUCGUUUGUGCAAAGGAUUGGCUGCAACAUGGAUCUUCUUCUUCAGAUUAUCUGGCUUCAAAAACAGUUGUGAAAAUGGAGUUGUAGCCUUUGCUCUGCCUAGACUAGACUCUUUUAGUUAUACAAUCAAUCACACAAGGGCAUUUUGCAGGUACCUUCUAAAUAUUUUCCUCUUUAGUAAUAGUAACAAACACAUAUAUAUAUCUAUAUCUAUAUCUAUAUAUAUUUAUCCUGAUUCUUUUUUGGUCCAAGAGAAGUAGGCAAUAAUAAUAAUCUUGAGGUUUUUGUGAAAACACAAUUAUACUUCAAACCAAGUUGUGGUAUAAUGUAAAUCAUCUCUGCUUUUGGUGUUCUCU
Molecule: messenger RNA, 2940 nt
Organism: Cynara cardunculus var. scolymus (artichoke)
Lineage: Eukaryota; Viridiplantae; Streptophyta; Magnoliopsida; Asterales; Asteraceae
Product: zinc finger BED domain-containing protein DAYSLEEPER-like
Exons: 3
Coding region: 596-2671 (691 amino acids)
Molecular function (GO): DNA binding; protein dimerization activity
Source: RefSeq, a predicted model, not a curated record